Messenger RNA from Thunnus maccoyii (southern bluefin tuna), 3142 nucleotides. Its product is annotated as microtubule-associated serine/threonine-protein kinase 3-like. The record is from RefSeq and is a predicted model, not a curated record. Gene Ontology annotation, molecular function: protein serine/threonine kinase activity; magnesium ion binding; ATP binding. NCBI's taxonomy places the organism in Eukaryota, Metazoa, Chordata, Actinopteri, Scombriformes, Scombridae. The annotation marks the transcript as partial. The transcript has 11 exons. Gene Ontology annotation, biological process: peptidyl-serine phosphorylation; intracellular signal transduction.
UGGGUAUCACCCUCCCAUCCAGGUCUUCAUUUCAUCACUGCCCAUGUUUGUUUAUAUGAAGCUUGUGGUCUUUUAUUGUAAUUUGACCUCACUGCAUGUGAAAACAGAGUUAUUACAGUUAUAAGCAGAAUUUAUUUUUAAAUAUUUGGCAUGAGGAAAAAAGGUUAAUAUUGCGUAUAGUUUAAUGCAUUUAUUGAAAGGUUUGAUUUACAACGCUCUUACAUAUUAAGUCCAGGCAAAGUUGAAAAAAUAAAAACAUUGUCUACAAUAUAAAUGCACAACUAUGAGAUUAUCUUUGUGACUGAAAGCAUGAUUUGUUCUCUUGCGGCAAUAAUAAUCAAAAUUCUAUCAGUAUCUUUGCUUUUGUGCUUCAUGCUAGACAGACACAGGUGUCUUACACUCAUUACUUUGAAUAAAAAACAGUAUUGGUGUAUUGAUAGAAAAUACAAGGAUUAUAAAGACAACAUAAGCCUCUUUCACCAUAGGUUCCAAUUGCAGCCAUUUUAAAACUGGACCCAUGAGGUAAGAUGGCUGCCAUAUUGUUCCAUCUCAGAACAGUCAUUAUGACACAUCAAAGGUUCUAUAUCUCUGUGACAUAUUUAUGGCAUCACAACACAAUGGAAUGUGGAAUGUUGGAAGUUUCAGUAAGCAGAGAGACUUUUCAUUGCGGUGAUUGAUCUCACACAAGACAGUCAGACUUCAGUAGCUCCAGUAGCGUCCGAAAGAAAGACAUAAACUGUUCCUUUCUGUUGAAGAACAAAGUUCAGUGUUAGAAAACUGAAUUUUCAGUGCAUCUGCAGUUAACAGCUUGCAUUGCCGGUUUCAUCUUCAACAAAAAGUUGACAAGUUGACAUUCAGUAUCAUGGGACCUCAGCAACAGCUAACAGCAUCCCAGAAAUCAGCCCAAAUGAACUCAGUGGCACAGUUCUCAAACAGUGGUCUGCUCCAGGCCACUUAUGCCCUGAGAUUCAUUCAGAGACAGCUGGUGGAGCUGGCCAUGGACUGUGACGACACGGUCCAGAAUGGUCUGGUCAGCUUCCAAUACCUAGUGCAGCUGCAAAAUAAACUGGAGAAACUCCUCCAUGAGACCCGCUCAGUUUGCAGUCCUCCUCUCAGAAAACCAGUAGAGAGUGAUUUUGAAACCAUCAAGCGGGUCAGCUGUGGCGGCUUUGGGUCUGUAAACCUUGUGCGCCACACGCUCAGCGGUGAAGCUUUUGCCAUGAAAAUAAUAAAAUGGCAGAACUUCACCAGAAAAUCCGACAUCCGGCAGGUGUUGGCAGAGCGAGACAUCCUCACCUUCACCGAGAGUCCCUACGUUGUCUCGUUGUUUUGUUCACUUGACACACAGAGGGACGUCCGCAUGGUGAUGGAAUAUGUAGCAGGUGGGGAUUGUGCCUCCCUGCUAGAAGACUGGAAACGUUUUCCUGUGGAUAUGGCCAGGAUGUACAUCGCAGAGACCACCAUGGCUUUGGAGUAUAUCCACAGUUACGGCAUCCUCCACAGGGACCUCAAACCCAGCAAUUUGUUGAUCAGUUCCACGGGUCAUAUUAAGAUGACUGACUUUGGACUGGCAAAGAUCGGUCCAGUGCAAAUGACAGGAGACCUCCAAAUGGAACCUGUCGAGAGAAUCGUCCGUGAGUUCACUGACAAAGAGGUAGCGGGCACCGCAAUCUACAUUGCUCCAGAAACCAUCCUGAAGCGAGGCUAUGGAAAGCCUGUAGACUGGUGGGCCUUGGGCAUCAUUUUGUACGAGUUCCUGGUGGGUGAACCUCCUUUUAAUGGGGACACAUUCAAUGACCUCUUUAACCGGGUGGUCGACGACGAUAUCAGCUGGCCGGAGGGGGAGAAAGCCCCGCCCACUGACGCCCAGGACCUCAUCAGCCUUCUCCUGCGAAAGAACGCUAUUAUUCGGCUGGGUACAGGAGGAGCCGUUGAGGUGAAGGCGCAUCCAUUUUUCCAGGGUCUGGACUGGAACAACCUCCUAAGUCAGGAGCCUCUAUUUGUCCCCGAACUGAAGACUGAGGAAGACACCAGCUACUUUGACUCCCGCUCAGACUUGUGCAGCGAUGAUGAACAUAGCGAUGAUGAAUCACCUGUGGAGCUCCCAGACUUCUGCUCUGUUGCCUUCCGCUUCAGAAAGGUUUACGGCAGCCCGAUGCACGUGUCCAUCUCCACCUUUAACCAGAGCCUGCUGCCAAGACUCAGCGAGGGGGAGGAGUCCAGCAGCGAUGAAGAGGAGGAGUCUGAGUAUGGCUAUUAUGAAGAGUCGUCGUCUGAGGAAGAGCUGGAGUUCAGUAGUGGUGAAGUGGUGUUUGAGUUCAUAUAUAAUGAAGAGGAGGAGUUUGAGAGCACUACUGAUGAAGAGGAGGAGUUUGAGUAUGGCUAUCAUGAAGAGUCGUCGUCUGAGGAAGAGCUGGAGUUCAGUAGUGGUGAAGUGGUGUUUGAGUUCAUAUAUAAUGAAGAGGAGGAGUUUGAGAGCACUACUGAUGAAGAGGAGGAGUCUGAGUAUGGCUAUUAUGAAGAGUCGUCGUCUGAGGAAGAGCUGGAGUUCAGUAGUGGUGAAGUGGAGUUUGUGUACAGAUAUGAUGAAGAGGAGGAGUUUGAGACCACUACUGAUGAUGAGGAGGAGUUUGAGGAAGAGCAGGAGUUCAGUAGUGAUGAAGAGGAGUUUGAGGAUGUUUAUGAAGGCAACAAGUUUGAUGAACUUAAUGAGGAAGAGAAGUGGGAUGAAGGUUUUGAGGAGGAGGAAGUGGAGGAUGUUUAUGAAGGCAACAAGUUUGAUGAACUUAAUGAGGAAGAGAAGUGGGAUGAAGGUUUUGAGGAGGAGGAAGUGGAGGAUUUUUAUGAAGGCAACAAGUUUGAUGAACUUAAUGAGGAAGAGAAGUGGGAUGAAGGUUUUGAGGAGGAGGAACUGGAGGAUGUUUAUGAAGGCAACAAGUUUGAUGAACUUAAUGAGGAAGAGAAGUGGGAUGAAGGUUUUGAGGAGGAGGAGAAUGAUGAGUUUGAUGAGUUCAGUGAGGAGGAGGACUCUGAGAACAUUCAUGAAAAGGAGGGAAACAAGGAUAAAGUUGAUGAGGAAGAGGAGCAGCAGCAACUUGCUCAACAAAACCAAGCCACACUGAGGAGGAGGAGGAGGAGGAGG